Zychaea mexicana is the source of this 949-nucleotide messenger RNA. RefSeq lists its product as uncharacterized. Lineage: Eukaryota; Fungi; Mucoromycota; Mucoromycetes; Mucorales; Lichtheimiaceae. The record is from RefSeq and is a predicted model, not a curated record. The transcript has 7 exons. The annotation marks the transcript as partial.
AAUAUAAAUUAGAAAACAAAAAUCGGCAGAAAGCCGAAAUCCAAGAGGAUUAUGACUCCAUCGCAGAGAACUCGCCCUAUGUCUCACGUUCGGAAGAUUUUCUUUUCUAUAUCGCUAAUUUGAAUCGAAUUCGACUUCGAAUGCGUCGUUUCUCGUCUAGGUUCAAACACAGAGAAAUCAGAAGCUUGUUAUUCUCAAGCCGGCAGAGAAAACAAGAUCUUGUCAAAGAUGAGCUGCUAGGUGUCACUCCUCCUCACCCAGCUGGAGAGCCUAUCAAAUGGAUACACAAAUCGUCGCACCGAUCUCGCAAAAGAGCUGCCCGCUUGAGGCGAGAACGCGAGCGUUGGCACCCAAAUCAACAACCAACGAUUGUGUUCUAUGGCUCCAGCAGAAUGCCGCAUUUCCCGGGAUGGGCCCCGAUCCCCCAUUUGGGACUUAUUAAAAAAUUGGCUUCACACAUGCUGCUGAUACUGACGGACGAGUACAAGACUUCUCAAGCUCACGCAGGGUGUCAGCAACGGCUAACAAGUAUUCCAUAUGACGAGGAGGUUUGCGGACACAGAAAAACAAGAGAACGUGCAACGUACCGGGUCGAAGGACCUCAAGGCGGCUUCAUUCCAAAGAGGGGAAGGAAAAUAUAGUACUGUCGAGACCAGGAUGGCAAUUUGCUGAAUCCGGCAAGUGACUGUAUACAGGCACGCCCACCACCGCCAGGUAAAGAUUGGGUGAUGUGGAAGAUUAAAGCUUGUAAUAACCAUCCAGAGCUUUAUCCAGAGGCUGUGAUUGUAGACCGGGAUAAAAAUGCGGCAUUGAACAUAAGAAGCAUAGGCAUAGCCUAUAUGAAUAAUGAUGGACAUCCAGACUUUCGACCAGAGGCAUUCCUACCACCAGGUGGACAGCUCCCUCAACAAGCGCAACUUCAAGAAGAUCAAGAAGAACAGGAGGAACC